GUGGGAGGGUGUAGUGAGCGGAUUGGAACUAGGCCCUAACGGUCUAGUCCCUCCCGGCCACUCUGUUACUGGACUGUCACAUGACCGACGCCGGCCAAUCCCAGCUGAGACUGCACACGGACGACAACAACAAAACAGAUACAUUAGAUUCUAGAACGAAGCUUAAAUUCGAAUAUUGUGUUUUUUUUUGCGACUUGUAUCAAAUUGGCUCAGUCGCGCGACACCAACAGAAGAAUGUUCCCGCAACAUUAACCGUUAUAGCCAUUAACGUUCUGGAACGUUGAGCUAGUUGUUUGUGUUUACGCGCUGUGGAUCUCCUCUUACCGUUAGCUAUAACGCUAGUAACGUUACAUACUGAUGGUGCCGUCACUCUGGACCCCCCCCAGUUAGUCCAUACUGAAGACAGCGAUGGACGCUCUAACAUGUUAGCACCAUGUUUAAGAAUGUGUUUGGCUCAGGGUUUCUGGUGAGAACAGCUCAUGUGAUUCUAACAUGGGUCAUCACGUUAAUACUCUUCCUACAUGAUACAGAGCUGAGGAAGCAGGAGGAGAGCGGCCAGCUCGUCCAGCCGGUGCUCUUCGUCCUGCUGGUGCUGGUGUCGGUGCUGCUCUAUUUCGCUGUUUCUCUGAUGGACCCAGGCUUCAUCUUGUCUGACGACAGCGAUUUACAGUUCACGCUGGGAGUGACGGAGGAACAGCAGGACAUGAUCCCACCCACCACCAAAUCCCUGCGACAGCGCCGUUGUGGCCACUGUCUGCUGCAGCAGCCAAUGAGAUCAAAGCACUGCCAGACAUGUCAGCACUGUGUCCGGCGUUACGACCAUCACUGCCCCUGGAUUGAGAACUGUGUCGGCGAGAGGAACCAUCGCUGGUUUGUGCUUUACCUUGCCGUCCAGCUGCUGGUGCUGCUGUGGGGGCUGCACAUCGCCUGGACGGGUUUCAGUUACGCACCCACCUGGCAGCUGUGGCUGCGUACCAACGGCAUGCUGCUGGCCGUGUCCGUGCUGGUGUCUCUGCUCUCGCUGAUCGUGCUGCUCCUGCUCGGCUCCCACCUCUACCUGGUUUCUCUCAACACCACCACCUGGGAGUUCAUGUCGCGCCACCGCAUCUCCUACCUAAAACACUGCGGCGCCGAUGAAAACCCGUUCGACCGCGGCACCUUCCACAACCUGUGGGGUUUCUUCUGCGUGUGGGGCACGGUGGUGUGGGAACAGGUGUACUUCAGGGAGGGUAGCGACCAAGUCUAGAAACACAUGGCUGAACAAACUCUCUGGAUAUUUUGGGAUCAGACACAUGACCACAGAGUUGGGGAGAUAAACUAUCUUUGUGUGCAGUUUACCUUUUUAUAGAUACUUGUGUUGUUGUCCCACGUUUACCUUCUGACUCUCCUCUCAGUGGCUCAUCCCUGCUCUGUUGUUUACAGCCUUUCAGGUAUACACUACCCAGACGGUCCCAUUUUAAGGCUCUUGAGUGAACCGUGACACAUUGUAAACCUGACUGAUGGACUGUUGAUUCAUUUUGAAGUUUACUUUUAUACAUGUCGAAUAUUGCAUAAACAUUUGAUGAACAAAUAGACUUGUUUUAGAUGCAUGUGUAGACAAUCCAGAUCUGUGGUUGCUAUGGUUUCACUCGCUGGAUAGUCAGAUUCCUGACUAACCAGUUGGACAAUUGUUGAACAAAUCCGUCCAUUUGUUUUUAGUGUAGAAAGCAUCAUUCUGUUCUGUGAUCAUUUGCUGUAAUUUGCUGUAUUUAUUCUGCACAGAGGUGCUACAGGGUCCACUUGCUUCAACAGUUUUUGUCUUUAAAAAAAAAAGCUGUUAGUUGAAGUGAGAGAAAUUACAACCAUUUUUUUUUUUUACCUCAGUUGAUUUGUACG
Messenger RNA from Sebastes umbrosus (honeycomb rockfish), 1875 nucleotides. RefSeq names its product zinc finger DHHC-type palmitoyltransferase 12b (gene zdhhc12b). The record is from RefSeq and is a predicted model, not a curated record. Gene Ontology annotation, molecular function: protein-cysteine S-palmitoyltransferase activity. The coding region runs from base 434 to 1246 and encodes 270 amino acids. The transcript has 5 exons. Gene Ontology annotation, biological process: peptidyl-L-cysteine S-palmitoylation; protein targeting to membrane. Gene Ontology annotation, cellular component: Golgi apparatus; endoplasmic reticulum. NCBI's taxonomy places the organism in Eukaryota, Metazoa, Chordata, Actinopteri, Perciformes, Sebastidae.